AUGGCGGAGCUGGAAAGAAGAAGAAGGCCUCCUCCGCAACUGCAACAUUCUCCUUACGUUAGGGAUCAAUCCAUCUCGCCAGGAAUGACAAAGACUCCGCAAACUUCACCGCCGAAGAGGGCUAUGGGGAGAACGAGAUCAAACUCCAGAAGUAGCGGGUCCCGUUCAAAUGCAGACAUGGACCAAUAUACUAUACCAACAGACCUAGAUUCGUUACCUACCGCUUCACCCCCGCCUUCCGUCCAUCAGGCGUCACAACAACAACAGCUCUCUCCCAUAUUGGCUAACAAAGCCCGCUCUCCAUUCGAUAACAGAAGUCAGAGUCAAAAUGAUAAGGCUUUAGAAACGUCUUCGGUGAAGCAGGUAGCGAUUCCUAUACACGCAAUCCCUUCAUCUGAAUCGGGGGAAUUGUCAAAACUCCAAAAAGAUACAGCUGAGACAUUACCUGAAAUAGGAUCAUCCAAUAGCCGCAAGAAGCAUACUCAUAUAAUCAUACUAAAAUCUUUAAAUGCGACAUUUGAAACCAAAUUCCUUGUCGUACCAUUUAAACCGGACGGGUUAAAAUUAGGUCGACCAGUUACCAAUAACUUAAACAAGAAUGGGAAAACUUCAGCAUCCAAAAGAGAUUUGUUUUCACAACAAGUAAGGCCAGAUAAUGGAAACUUCGAUUCCAGAGUCCUUUCUAGAAACCAUGCUUGCUUAAGUUGUGAUCCCACAACGGGGAAGAUAUACAUCCGCGAUCUCAAGUCUAGUAACGGGACUUUCGUUAAUGGAGUUAAAAUUGACCAAAAUGAUGUAGAGUUGAAAGUUGGCGAUACUGUUGAUUUAGGUACCGACAUUGAUACCAAAUUUGAACAUAGAAAAAUUAGUGCGUACGUAGAAGAGAUUUCGGUCAUUCCUUUGAUGAAUACAGUGGCUGAUUCGACGAGUUUGAUGGCGAAGAAGCAGGAAUUUGCUAAUAAGGACGGUGAUAUUUCGACCGAUAUAAAUGGAAUAAAAUUAGACAGAGCGCAUCAUACUCAACACAUCCCGCUACGAUCUCAUUUAAAUGAGAAUUAUACAGAAGCUGGUGUAACGUCUGCCACAACAGCCCAAAGGGCAGCUUUUGAAGCUGCCAUGUUCGGAGAUGUUAAUAAUAUAGAACUAGAUGACGAUAUCCUAGGAUUAGAAACCGAGGUUCUCAGUGGGAUUUUCAUUAACAAUUCUGCCGGAACAAGCAUGAACUUAAUAAAUAUGAUAAAGACGUUAACUACUGAAUUAUCUUUAGAAAGUCAAGAAAUGGAAAAACUACACUCCAUGCAAAACUUUGUGACAAAUUAUACCGCAAACUUGGAUUCUAUAAACAAGCAUAUGAUUGAAAUGAAUGAGAAGCAUCUACUCAAGCUAAGCACGGCCUUACAGAAAACUCUUUCUGAAAACAAUGACGCACUACUCAAAGAAUCUGAAGAUCAGUUAAAAGAGAUGAAUCAACAAAACAACAAAAUCAAGUUUGCAUGUAGUUUGAAAGAAAAGCAAAACAAUGAAAUACUUGAAGAUCUAGAAAGUGAACUUAAGGAUCUGAACGUCCAAAUAGAAGAAGAGAGACAAAAAAAUUCGACUUUAAAACAUAGUAAUUCAAGCAAUAAUAUCAAUAACGGAAAUAACACCAAAGCCAAGUCAGAAGAUUUAAAGGAAGACACAAAAGAUAGUCAAGAGACGUUAGUUAGUACUGAAGAAGUAGGCAUUGUCGAGAGCAAUAAACCAAAAGUCGGUAAAGGAAUGCUUUUCGGGAUUAUUGCUAUUUCAUUUGGAUUAGCUGCAACAGCUGUUAAGCAAUUGCCGCAUUAA
Molecule: messenger RNA, 1827 nt
Organism: Saccharomyces eubayanus
Lineage: Eukaryota; Fungi; Ascomycota; Saccharomycetes; Saccharomycetales; Saccharomycetaceae
Gene: VPS64
Product: Vps64p
Exons: 1
Coding region: 1-1827 (608 amino acids)
Cellular component (GO): cytoplasm
Molecular function (GO): protein binding
Source: RefSeq, a predicted model, not a curated record